Messenger RNA from Gambusia affinis (western mosquitofish), 4681 nucleotides. Its product is annotated as tumor necrosis factor receptor superfamily member 14-like. The coding region runs from base 505 to 1386 and encodes 293 amino acids. The record is from RefSeq and is a predicted model, not a curated record. Gene Ontology annotation, molecular function: protein binding. Gene Ontology annotation, cellular component: external side of plasma membrane. Gene Ontology annotation, biological process: defense response to Gram-negative bacterium; negative regulation of alpha-beta T cell proliferation; defense response to Gram-positive bacterium. The transcript is spliced from 11 exons. Lineage: Eukaryota; Metazoa; Chordata; Actinopteri; Cyprinodontiformes; Poeciliidae.
UGCACCUUAAAGUUGCUUGUGAUCCGCCAUAAUAGAAAAGAAGAAGAAGAAGAAGAAGAAACGACUGUCACAGAUAUUUUGAAUCUAAGUUACUUAAAAUUAUUUAGCGAUGGUACGAACUUGCUGUGUUAUUGGAUGUAAUGUCCAAUCACACAACCGAAACGGUAAAAAGAUGGAAAACUGACUUUCGUUUCACUGUUUUCUGCCUGUAAACAACGUGAGGAGGCUAAGCUAACGGAGCUAAGCUAUCGGAGCUAAUGAAAAGGAGACAAAUGUCCUGUGUAUCAGCGGUGAGAUGUCCUGAUGUUACGUUCCCCAAGAUCCCAAGUUAUCUACGAGUUUGCUCCAGACAUGUCCAUUCUAGCAAACCAUCCAUCCAUCCAUCAUGUGUUCAGUUGGAAGUGGCUGUUUUCUCUCAUUUAAUCAUUUAAUGUGGUAAACAUUCAUGAAACGUUUGAUUCAAGCUCUUCAAGUUGCAUGUAAACAGAUGUUGACUUUCAGCAUAUGGAGUCACAAUUUGGUUCAUCCUGCAUCUCUAUGAGAGGAUGUUUUCUGUUCCAGACAAGUUUCAUCCUCAUUCUGCCUUUGACAAUGAUAUCUUGGGCAACAACAUUUGUGAUGCUGGUGAUUCUGAUGAGAGACUUCAGAGUCGAUUCCAUCACAUGUCAUCUAACUGAAUACAAGAUAGGAGAAGAGUGCUGUCCUAUGUGUCCUAUUGGCCAUCGAGUCAGAAUAGACUGUACAGAGUUUAAAAGUACAUCUUGUCAGAGAUGUUCUGAUGGGACGUAUAUGGACCUGCCAAACGGACUAAAGAGAUGUAAUCCAUGUUCUACCUGUGAUUCAAGAGCUGGUCUGAAGGAAAAGCGACAAUGUAAACAAUCUGUAGACACAGUUUGUGAACCAAUGGAGGGAUUCUACUGUACAGACUUUAAAUCAGGAAGUUGUGUUGUAGCACAGAAACACAGGAGCUGUGAACCAGGACAUUACAUCAGCAGGAAUGGAACAGCCUCCACAGACACAGAAUGCUCUGAAUGCAGCAGAGGAUCAUUUUCUAAUGGAACAAUGUUGUCAUGUCAGCCUCACACACAAUGUGAAAAAGAAAACCUUCAUCUGAUAAAAGCAGGAACAACUUCAACUGAUGCUGAAUGUGGAGAAAAAAGUUCCAACAUCGCAGGAAUUGUGAUCGGUGUUCUGAUGUUUUUAUUAGUUGCAGCAUCGAUUGGUGGUGGUGUUUUUUUGAAAACUAAAAAAAAUCCAAUACCAAAUAUUUGUAUAAAACGACAAAAAACCCAAAGGGACCAAGAAGAAGGAAAAGAACAGGUAGCCUGUUUAAAUUUACCAGAACCACAAACACACACUCACACACUGAUGGUGGCAAGCUACUAGCUAGUAGCCACAGCCUCCCUGGGGCAGUCUAACAGAAGUGAUGCUACCAAACAUGGACACCACCAGGUCGUCUGAUCAGCACCAGCAGGAAAGAGAGGUGAACUGUCUCGCAGAAGGACACAACGACCAAGGUCGGUGGAGCGGGGCUUAAACCAGCAAUGAUCAGCACCAACUUGCAAGACAGAUGGACUGUCUUGCAAAAGGACACAAUGACAGAGAUGGGUGAAGCGGGGAUUAAAUCAGGAGUGACCAGCACCAAUAGGGAAGACAGGUGGACUGUCUUGCAGAAGAUCACAAUGAAUACUGAUUGCAGGGCGAAGUCCUACCACCAUCAUCAGUAAAUGAAUUACUUCAUGUGAAACCAACCUGAGACAUUUAUACAGUUUUAUAAUGAAACCUGAUGAUCCUGGUCUCAUCAGUGAGAUCCACCAGCUUUUUUUUUUGUUGUUUUUUUUCCCCACCACAGGGUCCUUUUUGUGGGCUCUAGUGUCCCUUAUUCAACAGUAGGCUGACAGGAAAGGGGGAAGACAUGCAGCAAGUAUCGUCGGGUCUGGGAAUCGAACCGGCGACGGCUGCGUCGAGGACUGAAGGCCUCCAAACGUGGGGUGCGCUAACCUCUACGCCACUGGAGCACGCCCCAAGAUCCACCAGCUUUAAGAUCAUUUUAUUCAUAUUCAUAUUCUGCUUCACAGAAACCUGAUAUAAAAUGUUAAUAUUGCUAAUAUGUUUCAGAGUUUAUGAAAACCUAAAAACACCUGAACAAAUAGUAUUACAGUUUAAAAACUGUAAUACUAAACUGCAAAAGAAAAACAAUAAGUUGUUUUUCUUUUGCAGAUAGAAAUGCUCAAGUGAAUAACUGUACAUAAUAAAUUUCAUCUUUUAAAAUACAGUUAUCCAUUUAUUUUCACAAAGACAUUCACCAUAGUGACUGUUGUGGCAAAGUGAUGAAAACAUGAAUUACCAGGGCCAUUCAUUGGUUCAUUUGUUCUGCUCAGUAGAGACUAUAGGUGAUGUAAUUUUAGACAAGAAGUUAAUUUAGAUGCCAGCUGAGAUGAAGAAAACCUUCUGAAACUGGAGUUGUUGCUGUGUUGAAUUUUCUGCUUCUGACUGUAAUAAUAAUAAUAUAAUCAAGCUCUGACUUGAUUUGAUAUCUCUUUGAAGAGCAUAUAUAUAUAUAUAUAAUAUUCAAAAUAAGCAUUUUGAAUAUUUAAACCAAGUUAUAGAUUUAUCUUUAUUUUCUGGCUCAGGUGAAGUGUGCCACCUCUAAGCAACAAACUUAAUAUUUAGUUAGUAACAGCUACAAUGUUUCAGUGGAAGUCAUUAUAAAAACUGAAUUAAAAAAAUCAACAUGACACACUAGUCAUGUUGUUGGCUACUAGUGAAUUAUAGAUUCACUGAGUCUGUGAUUAUAGAUUCUGAUAGUGUUGAUUGUAAUAAACUUGAUGAUAAAAACAUUGUAUUUAUUGAUGACACACAGAUUGUAUGUCCAGUAUGGAGGCUCAAAGGUGCCACCACACUGCAGUCUGCUAUGCAGUCAACAUCAACAGAGUCCAGCACCAACUUUUUUCAGCCCUGCUGUAUUUAUGUUUAAAGUAAUUUUUUGACUGGAAGUUAACAUUUUGGAGCGGACCAGCCAGAGUCCUGUCUUAAAUCUGAUGAGAGCAGUGGCGGUUUCUGAUAUGGGCAACCGCCCAGGGUGGCAUUUUGUAGGGGGCGCCAUAAGCACCGCUUUAGCCCCCGAUGUAAUUAGAAUCCAAGAUGGCUGACAGACACACUUGUUGACCUUUCUUGGAAUAUCCUGUCAGUCCUUCUGUUUUAGGAGGAUCCUAGAAGUAAAAACAUGCUCAUAUGCAGGAAUAUCUAUGUAACAAUAUUAUUAAUUUAGUUUAGAAAAUAUUAUUUCAAAUAGGAAGGAAAUUUAGAUUCAUCAUAUGUCCAACACAUUGGAUGUCAAUCAUUGCUGACUUCCAGAUAUUAUUAUACAAAUUUUUGUUUACUGGUAUUCUAACCAGAAAAUUCAAGUAAAAUGGGGCAAUAACAUUUCUGCUUCCUUUGGUGUGAGUAAUGGUGAGCGUCAGGAUUCACUUCUUUUACCUGCCUUGUUUAACUUGUAAAUGGUUGACCUGUCAAAAGGAAUGAACCUCAGUAAAACUGGAUGUAUAAUUAGUGAUACUUUGAUCAAUCACUUUAUGUACCUCUCACCUAGCAGUUCUGGUUUUCAUCAGUUACUGAAUAUCUGCUCUGAUUAUGGGUUGAGAUUUAAUGUGCAGUAAAAUGCUAAGAAAACUGUUGCACUGGUAUGUCGGACUAAAGCAGAGAAACAACUAAAACUAAAUAUCUGGGUCAGUACAUCACAGAGCAGCUCUGUGAUGAUGAUGAUAUUUAUCAGCAGUGUUUCUUGUUGUUCGCCCAGGCAAACAUUCUGGGGAGGAAAUCUCAUAUGUGCACUGAUGAGGUAGAAAUAAACCUGUUUAAUGUUUACUGUACAUUCUUGUAUACAGCUCCUUUGUGGUGUAAAUUUUAAAAAGCUAGCAUACAGAAGCUUAAGGUUGCUUAUAAUGACUGCCAGGUUCAACCUUAAUAAAAGAAAGAAGAGGAAGACAAUUGAUAUAAAUUUUACACUCUAGUGGAGAGUGAGGCCAAAGACAUCCCCAUCUUAGUCUUUGAACUCACACUCUAAAGUUUCUUUUCCCGCUCUGACUUUUAUUUUCCUGAGGACAGUCCCUAGCUUACAGUGAUUGUUUCCUAGGUUACAGUGUGUUACAGCUUGUUUAUACAGGGGAGGGGAAAAACAAAAUACCCAGCGGCAAAACACACAAUCAAUCCACCAUCUGUUCUAGACAUUGAAGUGUCUCUCAGUAUGUAGCUGAUUCCUCAAGCGUGGGUCCCAUGACCCAACGGUUAACAAUUCUUACUUCCUCUAGUUAGUCAACCUGUGGUCACUCUGCCUCCAGGCUGCUUCUAAUUUGACACACUUCCUGCUGAUAACAUCACUGAAAGGCACACACAUUUUCAGAGUGGACAUAGAUUCUCACAGUCCUAAGUAUUUAUAUUUGUAAUUAACAUAAAAUGUGACUCUGAGAAUUCGGCUUAAGGAUCCCAGGUUCAGCAGUGAAAGUGAAAUGUUUUGUAACGCACAUGUCAGAACAUGCCAGGCACUUGUGAGAAAUUUGAUAUACAGGUUUAUGUGUCACUUCAGCAGCUCAUUGAACAGUCUUAUUGUAAUGUUUUCACUUCCCUCUCAGUGUGCUACGAUACCAGUCGGCUCUGUGUAAAUAUUGGUAUGCAAGUCUUA